Molecule: messenger RNA, 1382 nt
Organism: Camellia sinensis
Lineage: Eukaryota; Viridiplantae; Streptophyta; Magnoliopsida; Ericales; Theaceae
Source: RefSeq, a predicted model, not a curated record
GUCUCUCUCAACUUUUCUUUCUACACUCUCUCUCCGUCUUCUCUUUUCUCCAUGGCCAACAACCCCUUCCUGAGUUUGACUUCACAUCGCGAAACUCACAUUGCUAGAAUGGGCAGAAUUAGGGUUUCCCAGACUCUUCCUUCAGCCCCUGAUCAACCCACACCCUCUGAUCUUCCAACUGCGAUGCUCAUUGAUGGAGAAGAAUUACAUAUUGGCGGAAUUGCAACGGUUGUAAACAAUGAAGCUUCGCCGGCUUCGUCGACGAAUGCAGAUACUGAAACUGAAAAGAAAAGCUGUAAAAAGAGGGAUUUGAGUGAAUACAAUUUGGAUGGCUUGAGUUGCCCUAUUUGUAUGGAGCCAUGGAAAUCCCAAGGCGAUCAUCAAGUUUGUUGUCUUCCUUGUGGGCACAUUUAUGGUAUGUCUUGCAUCAAUAGAUGGAUUCAACACCGUGGUGGAUAUUCUGCCAAGUGCCCUCAAUGCAACGAAAAGAUCACCUUGAAGGAUGUUCGAAAGCUUUAUGCAUCACCAGUAAUUGUGGUUGAUGAAAAUUCAGAAAAGAAAGUUGAAUCACUUGGUGCUGAAAAUAAAUCACUUGAGGCUGAAAAUAGGUGUCUCAAGACUGAGAGAGCUAAUCUACUUGAUAUUCAAGAUAGUUUGCUCAAAGAAUUGCGUCAUCUCAAGGAGAAUCCAACUUGUAUGCAGAAUGUAGCUUUAGAAUAUAUAAGGAGAAAAUCUCAUGUUUCUGAUACUGCUGAGGGUGUUCAGGAAGGAAAAUCUGGGCUUAAUUUUGGCACCAGAAUUGAUAGAUGGGGCUCCUUUCGCUGCAGUUUUGUGUUAGAGCAUGAGAUGGCAGUAGAGAGUGCGAGGAUUUUUGAUAUGGAUUGUUAUUAUCAAACUCUGAUUUUUGCUAGAAGGAUUUCUGGGAUGGGUGGGACACAUAUGCUCAAGAAGAUUAACUUGACUGACCCAAAUCAAAAUGAAGACAUAAAACUUCCUUCAAAUACAAAAGCUGUUAAAGAUCUACAUGUCUCCCCUUGUGGGAGACUUGUACUUUUAGCUUCGAUGGGUAAAAAAUUAUCAAUUAUUAGCAUGGGCUGCAACAAAGUUGUCAUCAGUUAUAGUUUACCGGGCCCAGCUUGGUCAUGCUCAUGGGAUCCCAACAGUUCACAUUACAUGUAUGCUGGCUUACAGAACGGCAUGCUUUUGGUGUUUGAUAUGCGUCAGACAGUACAUCCUGUUCAAUCCAUCAAUGGACUAAGCUCGCGACCCAUUCAUACUAUACACUCUUUUGAACAUAAACCCACUCUUUGUCACGGUGCUAGUCUCCUUACUGCUUCUGCAAUUGGCCCAUGUGUGUGGAACACUAGUGGUGCCAAAGAAAG